AUGUACACGUCUCACAACCACCCAUUCACAGAAAACAUCAUCCAGGUGUCGUUGCCUGAUAAGUAUAAACCGCCCCCUAUCCCGCUAUAUGAUGGAAGGAGUGAUCCGGAUGACCACUUGGAAGUCUACACAGGGCACAAGAUCCUUCACGGGUACCCCGAGGAGGUCAUGUGCCGGACGUUCAGAAAUCAUCUUUCUGAUUCCGCCAGGAGAUGGUUCAGGUCCUUAAAACAAAACUCCAUUACUAGCUCAGAUGACUUGAAGAACGCCUUCCUGACUCAGUUCAUAGGUGUCAAAAAGUAUAUCUCACCCAAGCAAAACCUCUCGAGGGUGUAUCAGGGACCAAACGAGUCCCUAAAAGAUUGGAUAGCCCGGUUCAGGGAACAAGUGGCUGCCACCGAAGGGAUCUCUGACGAGGUGGCUUUGAUGAGGGCCCUAUCAAGCAUGAAGAAGGAUAUCCCGUAUAGCACAGACCUCGAUCGGAGGCCACUACAGAUCUACCAAGAAUUCUUGAUGAGGGCACAGGGAUUCAUUAAUGCAGAGGAGGCCAAAAAGGCCUUAAAAAGUAAGGUGGUGGUCUCCACUAAAGAAGAAGUAGGACAGUCAAGCCAUCAAAACAACGGCAAGAAGCGUCGAGGUAAUCCUCAGGUGCAAGCGGAGCAAAGGUAUAAUCCAGCCCCACACAACAGGGGUAACAACGCCUCAACAGGACAGGGCGAUACCAAGCGACCCAAGCCAUAA
This is a messenger RNA of Morus notabilis, 741 nucleotides long. RefSeq lists its product as uncharacterized. The record is from RefSeq and is a predicted model, not a curated record. The transcript has a single exon. The coding region runs from base 1 to 741 and encodes 246 amino acids. Lineage: Eukaryota; Viridiplantae; Streptophyta; Magnoliopsida; Rosales; Moraceae.